Spodoptera litura is the source of this 718-nucleotide messenger RNA. NCBI's taxonomy places the organism in Eukaryota, Metazoa, Arthropoda, Insecta, Lepidoptera, Noctuidae. The record is from RefSeq and is a predicted model, not a curated record.
UAGUAGACUCCGGUGCCAGCGAACAUAUGAGUAAUGACAUUAACUUAUUUACUUCGUACUCUGUGGCGCAAAACAAAAAGGUAACUGUGGGAAACGGAACGCAAAUUAAAGUACAUGGUUACGGACAGGUGGCGCUUGAAGUUUGGAAUGGUAGGAAAUGGAUCGAGUCUACCAUAGACAACGUAUUGCAUGUGCCAGAUUUAGAAACUAACCUCUUUUCUGUCAAUUGUGCUACUAAAAAAGGUUAUGUCAUGAUAACCGAGGAGAAGAUGUGUAAAUUUUAUAAACAAAAUAAACUGAUGGCCAUUGCCGAGAGGUGCGGGAGUAUGUAUUUUUUAAACGUACGGCUGAUUACUGCAUACGCAGCCAAUGUCUCGGAUAUGAAGUCCGAUCUACACGAGUGGCAUGAAAAAUUAGCGCACCAAAACAUACCUUACGUAAAGGACGUGCUCAAGAAACACAAUGUGAAAAUGGAAUCGGAGGCGGACGCCACUACCUGUGAAAGCUGUUUGAAGGGCAAAAUGUCUCGAUUGCCCUAUCCAGUGAGCAAUAACGUUAGUUCAAGCACAUGUGAAAUCAUCCACGCCGACACGUGCGGGCCUAUGGAAGUGCCAUCCAUAGGAGGAUCAAGUGGGCCUUACAACAGCGACUACAACACAGUGUGGGGCGGCAGUAUCACCUUUGCUGCUGGACGAGAGCCUUAACGGUGAUGGUCAAC